This is a messenger RNA of Linum tenue, 4758 nucleotides long. The record is from the annotation of a GenBank genome assembly. NCBI's taxonomy places the organism in Eukaryota, Viridiplantae, Streptophyta, Magnoliopsida, Malpighiales, Linaceae.
GCCGGAAUGGAUGGAAUCAGAAGGAAUUUCCGGUCGCCUCGACGUAGCCUUGAUCGCUUCAUCUUGUACGGCAAACCGGGAGUGGAGAGUCAUUGAGAUGGAAUCAACGGCGAACGAUUCACCGUCGCCGGAGGGAUAAAGACGGAGGGCAGAAACUGAACUCGACCUUCCCUUUCACGUUUCUCUGUUACUUUGAAGGGUUUCGCGGUUCUGAAGCGAGUACAUCUGGGCCCAACAUUUGAAUGGGCCGAAGCCCGAUUCAGGCCAAUCGGGACUGGAAGGGAAAUUAUCCACCAAAACCCAUACUGUUCUUCGCAGCUCUGCUCCAGCUCUGGAAAUGGCGAUGGCGGUUCAGCAAGGGGAAACCACUACAAUCCACAAACCUUGUGGCACACCUCCACUCCCAGAAACCCAAUUCCCAUUUUCACCUCCCUCAAUCCUCGCCGCCGGCGAUUUGUUUCCUCCCGCAGAAAAGCGCGCGUCUUUUCUUGUACAUCCGGCGGCAAAGAUGCAAUCCCCUGUUUUUUCGUUCGAUUCAUGUAAAAAGCUUUUCCAUGCAACUUCCCUUCCACACACGGAUGCUCUCGUUGAAAGGUAGACCACCGGUUGCCGUCGCUAUUCGUGGAAUCGGUCAAUAAUCCAACUCAAGAAUGGAGUUUGAACAGAGACAUCAUCAAAGAAUUGGAGGACAGUUCUGUACUAAUUUUCUUCCUCAAUCAUCCUCCAUACAAUAAGGCUUGUAUAUCUGUCAAAGGGUAACAGUCCUCUUACACAAACACCUUUUUGCUUUAGAACCUUGCAACCAUGUCCAGAGUAAGGCUUCAACUCCCACCAUUUCUAUUCUUGUUUCUGCUUCUCCUCCAAAAAACUGCUGCUGCAGACGAUAGCCAGGCCACGGAGCAAUACUGUAAACCUUCUUCCUGCGGCGAAAUCCCCAUCAUCAAGUCCCCUUUCCGGCUCACAACUGAUCCCGGCGGCUGCCGGGAGACCAAGUUCAACCUUUCCUGCGAGAACAAUACCACCGUGCUCUAUGAGAGCUUCACCGGCGGCAGGUACUACGUGAAGGCGAUCAACUACAACAACUCCACAAUCCGGUUGGUGGACGAUGGCGUGGUUAGCGGCAAUUGCCCUUCAUUACCCACGCAUCCUAUCAGCUCACGACGGAUUGUUAUGUCAGAUGGGAUCACUGGUGAGGAUGUCAGCCAGUGGUUCGUAUUACCUGAAGGAAAUCUAGUAACACUCUAUGGAGGAAAAACGUUAACUCAAGCCUUGGCUGUGAUCAAUUGUGACAACCAUGUUGUCCACUCUACUACCACUACUACUAGAUCGCCACUAGUGGUUGUGGAAACAAGCCCUUGCGUCGGUUCUGAAACAAAUUCUUCAUCUUCUUCUUUCACCAGCUAUGUGGUUAUGGGGAGAGAUGCAAGUGUAUCAGAUUUGCCAGAGUCUUGCAGAGUGGAGCUGAGUGUUUGCUGCUUCUUCUUUCUGUUUAAUGAAGGGUCAGACAACCUCAUCAGGUCUAUCCAAUUGGGUGCAGUUAGCAUUUCAGCGCAGUUCAUCAAAAACUGGAGGCUUGCCUUUGGUAAACAAGACACUAUCAUGAAUGCAGCUUACUCUGUACUGCGGAUCAUUGAUAUAGUUAUUCUAUAUCGCCUGAUCCUGCUUGUACUUGGCACCCCGGUUGUUAUUGCACUUCUGGUAUAUAAAUGGAGAACGAAGCAUCGAUCAGCAUAUCACAGCAUCGAAGAGUUCCUCCGGAACCAAACCCACCUCAUGCCAGUAAGGUACUCUUACUAUCACAUCAAGAAAAUCACCGCAGGGUUCAAGGUCAAGCUAGGCCAAGGCGGGUUUGGCUCCGUCUAUAAAGCAAAGCUACGUAGUGGCAGCUCUGCCGCCGUCAAAAUGCUUGCCACCAACAACAAGAACAAGCCAUCUGCAACUGCAGCAGGAGGGAAAGGGCAAGACUUUAUGAAUGAGGUUGCCACCAUUGGCAGGAUCCACCACGCCAAUGUAGUUCGCUUGAUCGGCUACUGUUCCGAUGGACCGAAGCAAGCCCUGGUCUAUGAGUUCAUGCCAAAUGGCUCUCUCGACAAGCACAUCUCUCACCACAAGGAUGGUGGUGGUGGUGGUGAUCAAUGCAAUACCACACCUUCUUUGAGCUUGGAACAACUGUAUCGCAUCUCCCUGGGAGUGGGUCGCGGGAUCGAGUAUCUCCAUUCGGGAUGUGAUAUGCAGAUACUCCAUUUCGACAUCAAGCCACACAACAUCCUCCUGGAUGAAAACUUCACCCCCAAGGUAUCCGAUUUCGGGCUGGCGAGGCUGAACCAAGCCGGUCGGGACAACAACAUUGCAACUCUGACUGCAGCAAGAGGGACCAUAGGGUACAUGGCACCGGAACUGUUCUACAAGAACAUUGGAGGUGUGUCUUACAAAGCCGAUGUGUACAGCUUCGGGAUGCUGCUGUUGGAAAUGGUCGGGAAGAGGAGGAACUUGAAUACUGCAGCAACGGAUCAAUCAAGUGCUUACUUCCCCUCCUGGGUUCAUAACGAGGUGUCUACACCCGGAACUCCUAUUGCAGUCGGAGAAGUUACUGAAGAGGAAGACAAUAUUGCCAAGAAGAUGGUGAUGGUUGGUUUGUGGUGCAUUCAGACCAAUCCUGCCCAUCGUCCUCCAAUGAACAGAGUGGUGGAGAUGCUUGAAGGUGACGUGGAAACCCUGCAGCUGCCUCCCAAACCAGUUCUGUAUAGUGGAGAAACUGAUAGAAACAGAGCAUCUGACUGCAAACACCAUUUGCGUAAGAACCUUGCAACCAUGUUGAGAGCAGGGCUUCAACUCACACUAUCUCUGUUCAUGCUGCUGCUUGCUACAGCAGAUAGCCGGGCCAAAGAGCACUGCAAACCUUCUUCCUGCGGUGAAAUCCCCAUCAUAAAGCACCCUUUCCGGCUCACAACCGAUCCUGAGAGCUGCGGGAACCCCGAGUUUAGCCUGUCAUGCGAGAGCAAUACAACUGUGCUGAAUCUGCGCUCGUAUGGCGGCAGCAGCUUCGGCAGGUACUACGUGAAGGCGAUCUACUACAACAACGCCACAAUCCGGUUGGUGGAUGAUGGGGUGAUUGAGGGCAAUUGCUCUUCCUUACCCACUCAAUCUACGCUCCCAUUGAGGCCUUUCGACUCUUUUUAUAGGGUUUCUCAACGCUUGGCUCUGAUCAACUGCGACAACCCUGUUGUCAAUUCUACUACGACAACACCACUAGUGAGUGUGGAAACACGUCCUUGCAUCGAUUUCGGACCAAAUUCUUCUUCUUCGACGAGCUAUGCAGUUGUUGGUAGUUAUCUAGUGUUGUCAGAUUUGCCAGAGACGUGCAGAGUGGAGAUGACAGCUGCGUUGCCCAUUACCAGUAACUACGAUUACAGCAGCAAGGUCACGUUUCAAGAAAUUCACCGCCAGCUUGAAUAUGGGUUCGAGCUUACAUGGCAUUCUGAGCAAAAAGACAUCGUCUUCGAGGAUGCAGCAGUGAUCACUGUAGCCAUUAUCCUUCAGCCAGUUGCCUUAUAUCACCUGCUCAUGCUGGUACUUGGCACCCCUGUAGUUGUUGCACUUCUGGUGUAUCGAUGGCGGAGGAGGCAUCGGUCAGCAUAUCCCAGCAUCGAAGAGUUCCUCCGGAACCAAACCAACCUUGUGCCAAUAAGGUACUCUUACUAUCACAUCAAGAAAAUCACAGGUGUGUUCAAGGACAAGCUAGGCCAAGGCGGGUUUGGAUCCGUCUACAAAGCAAAGCUACGUGGUGGCGGUUUUGCCGCCGUCAAAAUGCUUGCGACCACCAACAACAACAACAACAACAAGCCAUCUGCAGCUGCUGCAAGGGGAGGGAAAGGGCAAGACUUUAUGAAUGAGGUUGCCACCAUUGGCAGGAUUCACCACGCCAAUGUGGUCCGCCUGAUCGGGUACUGCUCCGAAGGAUCAAAGCAAGCUCUGGUCUAUGAGUUCAUGGCGAAUGGCUCUCUUGACAAGCACAUCUCUCAAUCUCACCACAAGGAUGGUGGUGGCGAUGAUCAAAGGAGUACCGUCACCUCUUGUUUGAGCUUCGAGCAACUGUACCACAUCUCUCUGGGAGUGGCACGCGGGAUCGAGUAUCUGCACCGUGGGUGCGAGAUGCAGAUACUCCAUUUCGACAUCAAGCCACACAACAUCCUCCUGGACGAGAACUUCACCCCCAAGAUAUCCGAUUUCGGGCUGGCGAGGCUGAACCAAGCCGGUCGGGACAACGACAUCGCGACUCUGACUGCAGCAAGAGGGACCAUUGGGUACAUGGCACCAGAAUUGUUCUACAAGAACAUUGGAGGCGUCUCUAACAAAGCAGAUGUCUACAGCUUCGGGAUGCUGCUGUUGGAAAUGGCCGGGAAAAGAAGGAACUCGAAUAGCGCAGCGACGGAUCAAUCAACUGCUUACUUCCCCUCCUGGGUUCAUAACCAGGUCUCUACGCCAGGGACUCCUAUUGUAGUGGGAGAAGUCACGGAGGAGGAAGAGGACAUUGCCAAGAAAAUGGUGAUAGUAGGAUUGUGGUGCAUUCAGACCAGUCCUUCCAAUCGCCCUCCAAUGAACAAAGUGGUGGAGAUGCUUGAAGGCAACUUGGAUAGCCUGGAAUUGCCUCCGAAACCUGUUUUGUAUGCAAGAGAAGCUGUUAUAACGAACGAAGAAGGAUCUUCUUCUUCAUUCGUGUCAUCCGAGUAUACACAAUCAGUUAUCAUUAAUCAAUAA